Messenger RNA from Nycticebus coucang (slow loris), 4238 nucleotides. RefSeq names its product prokineticin receptor 1 (gene PROKR1). Bases 246 to 1454 code for a protein of 402 amino acids. The transcript has 3 exons. Gene Ontology annotation, biological process: neuropeptide signaling pathway. Gene Ontology annotation, molecular function: neuropeptide Y receptor activity. Gene Ontology annotation, cellular component: membrane. Lineage: Eukaryota; Metazoa; Chordata; Mammalia; Primates; Lorisidae. The record is from RefSeq and is a predicted model, not a curated record.
CGCGCAGGAUAGGCGGAGGGCGCCGACCUGUCCUCUGCUCGCUGGCUUCUGGAGAAAGCAUCCGCGUCCUGGCUCAGGAAUGAAGAAAUCCGGACAGCGUCCGCUGGGCGCCGGGAUGCUGCAGGCUUAGCAUGGAGCUCCGAUACUGUAUCCCAAGGACACUGUAACUCAUUGAAGGAGAGCUGAGUGUCAGCAGAGAGGGGAGACGUCAGUCUUGCAGACAUUGCCCAGAGAAAUUCCCAUCAAUGUCGUUCACAGCACUGCCUGGCCAGAUGGAGGUCACCACAGGGAUCGUGGAUGAGAAUGCCACCAAUGCCUACACCAGCUCCCUUUCUGUUCUUGACCUCUAUGGAGCCCAUGCUGCCUCCUUCUCCUUCAACUUCAGCUAUGGAGACUAUGAUAUGCCGUUGGAUGAAGAUGAAGAUGUGACCAAUUCCCGGACUUUCUUUGCUGCCAGGAUUGUCAUUGGCAUGGCCCUGGUGGGUAUCAUGCUGGUCUGUGGCAUUGGCAACUUCAUCUUUAUUGCUGCCUUGGCCCGCUACAAGAAGCUUCGCAACCUUACCAACCUGCUCAUUGCCAACCUGGCCAUCUCUGACUUCCUGGUGGCCAUAGUCUGCUGCCCCUUUGAGAUGGACUACUAUGUUGUACGCCAGCUUUCCUGGGAGCACGGCCAUGUCCUGUGCACCUCUGUCAACUACCUGCGCACGGUCUCUCUCUACGUCUCCACCAAUGCCCUUCUGGCCAUCGCCAUUGACAGGUAUCUGGCCAUCGUCCACCCGCUGAGGCCCCGGAUGAGGUGUCAAACGGCCACCGGCCUGAUCGCCUUGGUGUGGGCCGUGUCCAUCCUCAUCGCCAUCCCGUCCGCCUACUUCACGACCGAAACGGUCCUCGUCACCGUCAAGAGCCAGGAGAAGAUCUUCUGCGGCCAGAUCUGGCCCGUGGACCAGCAGCUCUACUACAAGUCCUACUUCCUCUUUAUCGUGGGCGUGGAGUUCGUGGGCCCCGUGGUCACCAUGACCCUGUGCUACGCCAGGGUGUCCCGCGAGCUGUGGUUCAAGGCUGUGCCCGGCUUCCAGACGGAGCAGGUGCGCAAGCGGCUGCGCUGCCGCAGGAAGACGGUGCUGGUGCUCAUGGGGGUGCUCAGCGCCUACGUGCUCUGCUGGGCGCCCUUCUACGGCUUCACCGUCGUGCGCGACUUCUUCCCCGCCGUGUUCGUCAAGGAGAGGCACUACCUCACCGCCUUCUACGUGGUGGAGUGCAUCGCCAUGAGCAACAGCGUCAUCAACACCGUGUGCUUCGUCUCGGUCAAGAACAACACCGUCAAGUACUUCAGGAGGCUCGUGCUGCUCCACUGGAAGGCUUCGUACAACGGGGGCAAGUCCAGCGCAGACCUGGACCUCAAAACCACGGCGAUGCCGGCCACGGAGGAGGUGGACUGCAUCAGACUGAAGUAACUGAGGCAAGGGCCCGGCUGGACCCAAGCGCUCUCUGGGACGCUGACCCGUGUGCCCUGGAUGCCCUCCAUCAACCGGGAACUCUUGGUUUGCCGCAGAGGACGGGGUUAAUGGACAGCCCUGUGAACACUGUGUUCAGGGAGCUGCACGUGACCAGACACUCUCACCAGUGGCCGGCUUCCACCAAUGCGCACCUCUAGGCACUGCUGAAAUCUGUAUGUGGUGAGGGCAUUUAGUUGGUAAGGUGAAACAGGGAUUAAAGCGAAGCAGGUGGCGUGGGAAAGAUAGUUGCCAAUAAGGGGGCUUGCAAGAGGGAACCAGAGUCGGCAUCUGGGACUGCAGUGCUAGUGUGGAUGUCUCUGACAGUCACUGACGUAGUCCGCCUUCUUGGGACUGAGUUCACUCCUAACGUUUGUAAGGCAAGGAUACAGAAGAGACAGCUCUUUCUGCAGCCCUCCCCUUCUCUUCCCUGCUCUGGGCCUUCUCUGAGGGGCCACGCAUGCGCACCGACGCCCAGUACCCCUGGCCACGUGCUGUGCGGCGCUUCCGCCCUACCCUGCUCUCUACUCCACAGGCCUGGGCUCGCGUGUGGUAAGCCUCAUCUUCAGGAGGACAGACUUGGGGGAGCCACACAAAACCUGGAUGCCAUUUGGACAGGCAAUUACAGGGUUCUGGGAACCUGGAGCAAGUUUAGAGAGGGAAGUCUGAGCUCAGGGUGGCCACGUGCCCUCGGCUCCUUGCCGCUGGGGGAAGGGACGUGUAAGCCGAGGAGGUCAACACAGGAUCUCUGGGAGCCGGGGGCUGAGGGCCAGGGCUGCGGCGCUCCAGUACAGAAUGUUAUUCUGGCUUGAACCAGUUAGGCUUCCCCCUGAGUCCUCCCUUUCAGUCUUUUGUCUCCAUGCUUGUGAUGCAUAGAAUCUUUGAAAGUAGAGACAGGCUUCAUGGAUGUGGCCAGCGACGGUCAUUUUCCUGUUACUACCAGCUCUCAAAGGAAGGGGUCAUCUCCUCGCCAGACAGCCUGACGAGGUACCCUCGCUGGUAUGAGAUGAGGGUAAAAGAUCUCAUCAUGGUAAUUAUUCCCCUAGAUUAAGGUCCACUUCUUUUUUGAAUGGACUCUUGGGAAGAAAAGGCUACCACAAUUCUCCUCCUCAGCGUGAUUGAAACCAUGCUAUCCAGUGGCAAGAGAUACGAGUCAGAUGAUUCUACCAGCGAUGGGAGAGGCCUGGGUAUUCAGGAAGGAAGGACACACACAUCGGUGGCAUUGGGCCCAAGAGUGACUUCAGAGAGCCCGCAGGCUUAUUGAACUUACAUCCCUCUUUCUAACCUGCCUUCUUUAGUGUUUUCAAUCUUGUCAUUUAGUGUUCUAGAACGAGAAGUUCUGAGCUUCACUUUUGGCUUUGUCACCCAUGUGACUCUAGGCAAAGCCUCUUUGAGAGGACAAAGGUUAACACCUGUGAUGCCUACUGACAGAGUGUGAGGUGCCAACACAAUGUGAGGGGAAAUGCAUCAAACCACACAAGCAUUGGAAAGAAUGGGCUAGUGACUGUGUGCAGAGACUGGAUGAGAAGACACCUGUUGCUUUGGCUUCUGUAUCUGGAAACCUUACCAUCUUCCCCUUUUAUUGUUAUUUGUGUAAAUUGCUUCUUUCCCCUUCUUAGCACAGCUAUAUACAUUGUGCUCCCAAUAACAUCUUGGUAUAACAAACAAGGCCAAGAGAUUUGGUGGCAGAAACAUAAGGGAAAUGGUGGGUAGGUCUUCAGUCAUAAGAUGAGUUCAGGCUUUUGGAAACUCCAGAAUCAGACCACGGUUGUGAUCAUGAAGUGCUGAUCAUCCUCCCAUGCCUGUUCCCAGCCAGCAUGAGCCUGGGCCCUGGGAUAGUUGUUUGUCAAUUUGUUUUUAUUCUCAUUAGUGUGUAGAGCUGCAGAGUGGACUUGCCCUUUUCUUAUUUAAUUCUAGAGUAGAACACUUUUUUUUUUUUUGUAGAGACAGAGUCUCACUUUAUGGCCUUCGGUAGAGUGCCGUGGCCUCACACAGCUCACAGCAACCUCCAACUCCUGGGCUCAAGUGAUUCUCUUGCCUCAGCCUCCUGAGUAGCUGGGACUACAGGCGCCUGCCACAAUGCCGGGCUAUUUUUUGGUUGCAGUUUGGCCGGGGCCGGGUUUGAACCCGCCACCCUCAGGUAUAUGGGGCCGGCGCCUUACGGACUGAAACACAGGCGCCGCCCUAGAGUAGAACACUUUUAAGGCUAUGAAAGUGACAACUGUGUGGCAUUUUCCCCUCCAAGUAUAAUCAACUCUUUAUUUCCGGUGGCAAAGUUUACUUUUUAUAGUUACUUGAUUUUGGUGCAGCACGCAUUUCAAAAACCUAUUUAUUUCUUCCCAUUUAUCAUCCAACAGACUUAUCCUACAGUUCAGUCAGAAUGCUAAUUAUGCUAAACUGCUAAUUAAAAUGAAAACUAAUGAAAAUAUUAGCCUAAGCAAACAUGUACUGGAAGAUAAUCCUUAUUUUUUAAUAAAAUCAAACAUUGCAUUCUAUCAUCUAGAAAAUUAAAUUUUAGAUUAAAAAAUAGUAAAAUGACAAAAUUUGUUGUCGUGAUGUUCGCUGUUUCCAUUAGGAAUGUUAAGCAAGAGUUUUAAUAGGAGCUUUUUGUAUGCUGCAAGCGAAACUCUUUUAGCAUUUCACCCUGAAAUGUAUCAAUUUUUCAUUCAACUCUGUGUAAUAUUUCUAGGUGUUAGUAUCUGCUUGUGAUUUUAUAGUAAAUUAAAGUAUUAUGUUGUUAUCAAG